ACCAAGGUGAAACGAAAACGUGGGUCCCACCCUGUGACCUGCCUCACCACGGCACCCUCAGAUCUCAUCUCCCUCGCUCCCGAUCACCCCCGCGGGAUCGGAGCAUGGCGUCCGCGGCGGUGGUGGACGCCGGCGACGCGCCGGACCCAACGGUGCGGAACCUCCUCGAGCAGGAGAGCCUCAAGUGGGUCUUCGUCGGCGGCAAGGGCGGCGUCGGCAAGACCACCUGCAGCUCCAUCCUCUCCGUCCUCCUCGCCUCCGUCCGCCAGUCCGUGCUCGUCAUCUCCACCGACCCGGCCCACAACCUCAGCGACGCCUUCCAGCAGCGCUUCACCAAGUUCCCCACCCUCGUCCGCGGAUUCUCCAACCUCUACGCCAUGGAAAUUGAUCCAAAGGUAGAAAAUGAUGAUUUAUCCAAUGAAGGAAUGGAGGGAUUCCUUUCAGAAUUAACAAAUGCGAUUCCAGGAGUAGAUGAAGCUAUGAGUUUUGCUGAAAUGCUAAAAUUAGUCCAAACAAUGGAUUACUCUGUUGUAGUUUUUGAUACUGCUCCUACAGGGCAUACUUUACGGCUGCUACAGUUCCCAGCAACCCUAGAGAAGGGUCUCGAGAAAAUGAUGGAGUUGAAAAAUAGAUUUGGCGGUCUGUUGAAUCAGGCUAGUCGAUUGUUUGGUCUUGGCGAUGAUCUGAAUGAGGACGCAAUGCUUGGGAGACUCGAGGGUAUGAAGGAUGUGAUCGAGCAAGUAAAUAAGCAAUUUAAAGAUCCAGACUUGACAACUUUUGUAUGUGUUUGUAUCCCGGAAUUUCUUUCAUUAUAUGAAACGGAGAGAUUGGUGCAAGAGUUAGCAAAGUUUGAGAUUGACUCACACAAUAUUAUUAUCAAUCAAGUUAUCUUUGAUGAGGAAGUUGUCGAGUCAAAAUUGCUAAAAGCACGGAUAAAAAUGCAACAAAAAUAUAUUGAUCAGUUCCAUAUGUUAUAUGAUGACUUCAACAUCACCAAGCUGCCCUUGCUUCCAGAAGAGGUAUGUGGUGUUCAAGCGCUGCAAAACUUUUCCCAGCAGUUCCUUACACCAUACACGCCUGCUCUGAAAAGGGGCACCAUCGAGGAGCUGGAACAGAGAGUAUCUAUACUGAAAUCCGCACUGCAAGAAGCUGAGUCAGAACUAGAUAAAGUUAGGAAGGGGAAGAAGGUAGCAUGAUCCUUUUUCACAUGUCAAUGCGCGUGGAACUUGACAGAAGCCAUGAGAAAAUGAAAUUAGAGAGAAACACUCAAAUUUUUCGUGUCAGUACAUACUCUGGUUGAUUUCAUUUUCAUGUUUCCUCAAUCGAAAUAUUUAGAUUUGUAAUAGCUAUCGGCAGAGAAGUGUACGAUUAGCACGAGAUGAGAUAUAGAUGUGUUUUUUCGCCAA
This is a messenger RNA of Phragmites australis (common reed), 1406 nucleotides long. RefSeq names its product ATPase GET3A-like. Gene Ontology annotation, molecular function: ATP binding; ATP hydrolysis activity. Gene Ontology annotation, biological process: post-translational protein targeting to endoplasmic reticulum membrane. The coding region runs from base 105 to 1196 and encodes 363 amino acids. The transcript is spliced from 7 exons. NCBI's taxonomy places the organism in Eukaryota, Viridiplantae, Streptophyta, Magnoliopsida, Poales, Poaceae. Gene Ontology annotation, cellular component: GET complex. The record is from RefSeq and is a predicted model, not a curated record.